CUCGGUUUCCACACGACCCUCCGCCCAGUCCACCAUGGGAACCAGCAGCGACAGCAUCGGCCAUGAGCGACUGGAGCCUGCCCUUGUCCGCGCCGCCUCAUGUGAUGAUGUUGAGGCUCUAGCCAAUGUUCUCGAGCGCGCGCGCGAUAAUGGUCAAUUCGGUCCUGCGUUUCUCCGCAUCGGAUUUCUGCGCGGUGUUGAGCAAGGCUCCAUCGCAGCCACUGAGUACCUUCUUCAAGCAGGUGCCGACCCUAAUGCACCCUCUUUCAACAAAAAGCCCCCAGCACUACUUCGCGCGAUCCAUCGAGAACGCUACCGAAUUGUUCGGCUUCUUCUUGACCAUGGUGCCUCGCUCGAAAUCGUCGACGAGAAUGGCCGCACGCCACUAAUGACCGCCGCAUGGAGAGGCAUGAUCGACAUUCUAUUUCUAUUGAUCGCACGGGGCGCCAAUAUCAAUGCUAGAGACUUCAGAAGGCGCAAUAACGGCUGCAAGGCGAACGAGCAGGAUAAUCUCGGUCGUACGCCGUUACACUGA
Molecule: messenger RNA, 535 nt
Organism: Aspergillus versicolor CBS 583.65
Lineage: Eukaryota; Fungi; Ascomycota; Eurotiomycetes; Eurotiales; Aspergillaceae
Product: ankyrin repeat domain-containing protein
Exons: 2
Coding region: 35-535 (166 amino acids)
Molecular function (GO): protein binding
Source: RefSeq, a predicted model, not a curated record